GGUUAUGAGGGGGGGGCGGGGGACGCAGGCAGGCUAAUGGGGCCGGGUGUGCCCGGGGGGCCGGUCUCCACAGCCGCCGGUGCGCUGCUCAGAGGCUGUGUAGUGCUGGCUGUGCUGCUGUGUCCCGGGCUCGCCGUGUGCCCCAAGAGCUGCCACUGCGCAGAGAAGGGGGGCGUGGUGGUGGUGCAGUGCGCCUCCCAGAACCUGGAGAAGAUCCCUGCGGACCUGCCGGGGGACACGGUCGCCCUGCUGCUGGGGUCCAACCGCAUCACCCGAAUCCCGGGCCAGGCCUUCCGGGGCCUGCCGCGGCUGCAGGAGCUGGACCUCUCGCACAACGCCAUCCAGGAGGUGGACGCGGGGGCCUUCCAGGGGGUCUCUGAGGGCCUGCGGUCGCUGGACCUCUCGCACAACCGCAUGCGCAGCGUGCCCAAGGAGGCCUUCGCCCGGCUGCGGGCCCAGGUCCGGCUGUCGCACAACCCCUGGCACUGCGAGUGCGCCCUGCAGGAGGCGCUGCAGGAGCUGCGGCUGGACCCCGACACCGCGGCCGAGGUCAGCUGCCACACCGCCGCCCAGGACCAGUACGCCGGCAGGCCCGUCGUGCAGGUGCUCGACUCCGGCAUCAACUUCUGCAACUACCACCACCGCACCACCGACGUGGCCAUGUUCGUCACCAUGUUCGGCUGGUUCGCCAUGGUCAUCGCCUACGUGGUGUACUAUGUGCGCCACAACCAGGAGGACGCCCGCCGACACCUGGAGUACCUCAAGGCCCUGCCCAGCAGCUCCCAGAUCAGCAGGGACUUGGACACUGUCAGCACCGUGCUCUAGCACCCGUUCUGUGUGCGAGUGUGUGUGUGUGUGUGUGUGUGUGUAUGUGUGCGAGUGUGUGUGUGUGUGUGUGUGUGUGUGUGUGUGCGUGAGUGUGCGUGUGUGUGUGGGUGUGUGUGUGUGAGUGUGUGUGUGUGUGUGAGAGUGUGUGUGUGUGUGUGCGUGUGUGGGUGUGUGUGUGAGUGUGUGUGUGUGUGUGAGUGUGUGUGUGUGUCUGUCUGUCUGUGUGUGUGAGUGUGUGUGCAUGUGUGUGUGUGUGUGUGUGUAUGUGAAUGUGCGUGUGUGUGUGUGUGUGUGUGCGAGUGUGUUUUCUUAAUUAGGUGAUUUUCAUGUUUUAGAGCUGGGGUCCCCAGUCUUAUCCAGAAAGAGCCAGUGUGGGUGCACACACCUGAUUCUAUUAAUCAAUUCUUUCUGGAACCCCAGCUCUAAAACAUGAACAGCACCUAAUUAAGAAAAAGUAACAGCUUGUUAAAAUUCUGGGAUUGCUGUUGAGGUUGAAAUGAAAACCAGCAUACACAGGGGUCCUCCAGGACCGAGUUUGAGAACCACUGGUGUAAGGUGGUGAUGAAUUGUGUGAGGCAGAACACCACUGGUUGAUCAGGAUCCAUAUUCAGAGACCAGUUCAUUUUAUCAUACCUGGUUCAGAGACAGCAGGGUUUUACUUAAGGAUUAUUUCACUGAACUUGGAUCAUUGACAUUUUAGAACUCAGCCAUCAUAACAAUUACCCACAAACUACUGUGUUUCUUGGUGACUGUGUAUAAACAUAUUAUCACUGUGAUUACCCCCAGUGUAUAUGUAUUGCUUUUUGUAAGGGGACACUUGAAGAGAGACUGGUAGCCGGUAAGACUGUGCUCAUGUUAGUGAUUGGCAUAAGAUUUCUGUCAAAGAGCUCGCAUAAACGUAAUAUUUAAUGCCGUGGAAAUUUGUUUUUGUUCAGUCAUCUCAUUACCUCCGUAGUUAUCUUUCUGGAGCCCGCCUCCCUCUCGGAGCUAUCAGAGGAAACUUUGUGUUUGCGAGGAAAACAAUUGGCUGUGUGAAAGGUCUGUAGGGUCUAUAAAGCGUUAAAGUCCUGCCCACUGAAAAAAAUGACUGGACCUAGGAAGUAGUUUGAAAAAGUAGAAUAUUGCAUUUUGCAUUUUAGUUGAUUGUAAAAAAAAAUAUUUAGAAAAUUUUAUCCUCAGAUUUACAGUAUUGUUAAAAAAGACUCAAUACAUGUUUCCAUCAUCCAGCUCUCUGCAGCAGUCUUUGUUGUUGGCUAGCUCUAUUUCUUAGCCAGCUGUGUGUUGUUGCAUCGUUAGUUCACAAGGAUGCACAUGAAAGUAGGGAAUAGGGUUAGAAUUGAUUCUAGUUGCAGCAUUUGUAUUUGGAGUCUGUUUGUUGCUGUUGUCUCUCAACGUGAGGAGAGAAGCUGUGUCAAUGCCAGUAAACCAUACCAUCAUGGGAUGGACAAAUCCGAACGAAUCAAUCAAGAACAUAGCCAAAACAUUGGGUAUGUCAAAAUCAACUGUUUAAUACAUUGUUCAGAAGCAAGACCACACCGGCGAGCUCUACAAUAGCAAAUAACCUGGUAGACCACAGAAGAAAACCCCCUUUUCAACUGUCAAACAGAUCAAGAGCACUCGCCAAGAUGUAGGCAUAAAUAAAGACUACACCAGGAUGGUAAAUGUACUGCAUUUAUAUAGCGCUUUUAUCCAAAGUGCUUUACAAUUGAUGCCUCUCCUUCACCAGAGCAGUUGGGGGUUAGGUGUCUUGCUCAAGGACACUUCGACACGCCCAGGGCGGGGAUCGAAUCGGCAACCCUCCGACUGCCAGACAGACUGCCAGACAACCGCUCUUACCUCCUGAGCUAUGUUGCCCCCCUCGGAUAACCUCAGAGAGUUCACUGCAAGAUGUAAGCCACUGGUAAGUCUCAAGAACAGAAUGGACAAGUUAAAGUUAGCUAAAGAUUGCAUUUAAGAAAUUCUAUAGAUUUCUAUAGAGUUCUGAAACAAAGAAACUCAUAGAUUCUUCACUGAUGUGACUACAGAUAGCAGCAGCAGGAUGAGUGCUGAAGUGUAUGGAAACAUCUUAUCUGCUCCGAUCCAACCAAAUGCCUCUAAACUCAUUGGAUGGUGCUUCACCUUGUAGCAGGGCAAUGGCCCCAAACAUACUGAUUAAGCAACCAAGGAGAUUCAGGGCCAAAAAGAGGAAUGUUCUUGACUGGCCAAGUCGAUCACCCAGUCUGAAUCCAACUGAACAUGCAAAGCAUUUUGAGGAUUUUUUGUUUGAUUUUCACCAUGCAUGUGUUGGUGCUUAAAAAAGUGUGUUUAAUUGUUUAGGGAUUUUCUAAAUGUUUUUUUUCAGCAUUUUUGUUACGAUUUAGCUAUUAUGUUUAGAAGUCAAAUCCCUAAUUUGUUGCAUUAUUAGAAUAAGGUAAAAAGGGUUUUCAUGGAGGUGAGGUGUUCCUCAUCCUGUAGACAGGAACAUUAGUAGCUUAUCGCCUGGAUAGCAAGCAUAUGUUUGGUUAGUGUGAGGCAUAGGUUGGGUCAGUAUGAAGCAUAGGUUAGGUCAGUAUGAAGCAUAGGUUGGGUCAAUAUGAAGCAUAUGUUGGGUCAGUAUGAAGCAUACAGUAGGUUGGGUCAGUAUGAAGCAUAGGUUGGGUCAGUGUGAAGCAUAUGUUGGGUCAGUAUGAAGCAUAUGUUGGGUCAGUAUGAAGCAUAGGUUGGGUCAGUAUGAAGCAUAGGUUGGUUCAGUAUGAAGCAUAUGUUGGGUCAGUUUGAAGCGUACAGUAGGUUGGGUCAGUGUGAAGCAUAGGUUGGGUCAAUAUGAAGCAUAGGUUGGGUCAGUGCCGGUUAGACGUCGGCACUUUGGUCACUGAGCAUUCCUGUGUCCAAAUGCCCCAUGCCAUGGUUGAGGGGAAAGCCUUUUGGGAACAAAAAAUGUUCUUCUGGAUCGGUCUCUGGCUUGGCCACUGCCCAUGUUGUUACGAUUAAAAAUUGCUGCAAAUGGCUAACAUGCGGUACUGUACCUAUACUAUGAAGCCUUUUAUCUCAAAACGCAAGCGGCCAAAACAGCUUUGUAGGAAAUCUGCUUAGUUUUAUUCAUGAGGUUUACACCGUGGGACAUCUUUGCCCACAGGAAGCCCAAUCUCAGUGACUGAAAUGGACAAGGAAAAUGCUUGUUUGGCCGUGGCACAGCAGCUGGAAUAGCAGGUGUAGCUAGCUACACUGAAUAGUUAUCCCCUGAAAGCUGGUGUAGCUUAUGCUAGGUAGCUACAAUGCUUUGAGUGGUAGCUCUCUGUGCCUUUGUGUACUGUGGGCAAAACAAAGAGAAUUAAUAUUUCAUAUUCCGUGCUGUUGUUAAUGACAUUUGUGAGGUUAAUUCCACUUUUCUGCAGAAUUGAUGGUUUGUAUUUACAGUUUUAUAUUUAGUUUACAUCAGACAGUAAAUGACCAUGGUGAAUUCAGUGGAGCAGCAGUCUGAUGAGUAGGGUGACUCAGCUUAAACUGCUAUGCCCUUUGUCCUGAACAUAAAGUGACCAAAAAAAGAAUAAUAAAGUCUUUCAGAUUUGUGUUGUUAGUUUUUGGUACUGCUGCACGUGUUAGGCUAUUUGCAUAUCUGGGUAAAAUUAUUAUUUGAGAUACUUUAUCCCGCAGUACACCAGCCAAACUAAUGCAGUGUUAAGAGAAACAUCAAAUUUUCUGAAUAAAUUGAAAAUUCUUUCACAUGAUUGUAUGCUUUGGUUAGUAACAUGCCUUCCUACAGACUUCAUCUGGCAUUUAAAAAGUUAACAUAACAUAAAGUAUUUCAAAAACAUAUUUCAACUGAGACUUGUGCAAUUGUAUAAGAACAAAAUUAAAUGUGAAAUGUAUUUCUGUAUAAGCGAAGCUUCAGAGCCUGUGUCAGUGUGCAUACUGACUGUGGACUGGAGUUGCGAUGGGCUGGUGAGGUCUGUUUUCCAAAGUGCCUACAGCUUUAACACCAGGGCCCUCUCCACACAGCUGGGCUGGACUCAGUACUCCUCUUCCUCUUCCUGUGAACCCCCCCCCCCCCAAUUGGACUUAUAUGUGCUCUUUCAUGGUUGAAUUAACACUGGAAUUAUACUGUGUGAUGCUGAACACACAACCUCUGCUGCACCGCUAGUUCUGCGGUGCUGUGGAAUCAUGCCGUGUCAUCGUGCGAUGUUCUGUUUGAUGUUAGCGAUAUGGGUUCCUUCCUGGUUCCUUAUUGUCGCUGUGUACUUUUAUUUUAUGAUCAAAUCACAAAUUUGGCCUCUUUGUGUGCUGCGAUCGCACACUGAUCAAACAGUCUUUUGAAUGUAUCCCUAGCAGUGUACAAAUAUUUUAUAACUACAUGUUAGAAACAGAGGCUGGAACUGUGGAUUUGUAUCAUUGUAUUUAAAGGACUAUACUGAUGUAGUCCACUUUGUGCCCCUGUGUUUAUUGUUCAUUUUUGCAAUUUUGUGAGAUCACUUGCGUCAUACCAGAUUUGAAAAAAAUAAACAAAAGAUUUUGCCUUUGA
Anguilla rostrata (American eel) is the source of this 5326-nucleotide messenger RNA. It is a transcript of the gene lrrc3, whose product is annotated as leucine rich repeat containing 3. Bases 37 to 825 code for a protein of 262 amino acids. NCBI's taxonomy places the organism in Eukaryota, Metazoa, Chordata, Actinopteri, Anguilliformes, Anguillidae. Gene Ontology annotation, molecular function: protein binding. The record is from RefSeq and is a predicted model, not a curated record. The transcript has a single exon.